CGGUUUCGCCAGGAGAGGAUGAACUGGCUUUUCCCCCUGUCCAAAGGCUCCGGACCGCUCCCUCCUCUGAACAGCCUACAGCAACAAAGACAGCGGCAGAUCGAGUCACUCAAAGCCGCUCACCCUAGCCUUGCAGAGAUUCAGAAGGAUGUGGAAUACAGAAUACCAUUCACAGUCAACAACUCCACCAUUAGUGUUAACAUUCUGCUUCCUCCUCAGUUCCCUCAGGAGAAGCCUGUGGUCAGUGUCUACCCCCCAGUUGGUCAUCAUUUAGUUGACAGCAAUAAUGGCACCAUGAUCACUAGUCCCCUCAUCACCAAUUUUGGGAUGCACUCAGAUCUGGGUAAGGUCGUUCAGAGUCUGUUGGACGAGUUCUGGAAAAGUCCUCCUGCCUUGAUGUCUAGUGGUCCCGCUGGCUUUCCAUACAGUAUGUACAAGCCAUCAGGCAUCGCUCCCUACCCCACUCAGGCUUUCCAUUAUGGUCCUCGUCAUGUGGGUGCCAGUCAGACACCGCCUCCUGGUCCAGGCCCAGCUCCCUCUCCAGCCCCGCCCUCCAUGCCUCACCCAGCGAUCGAUAGUGCCCAUGGGCCUCCUCGUGCUCCAGCUCCAUAUGGACUGAUUUCAGACCUGCCUCUGCCUGUACCAACUGGAGACUCACAGGCUGGACUGAACGGACAUAUGUACAAGAUGCCUGAGAUUCCCGAGUCUUUUCCUGAACUCUGCGACAUGAGUCUGACCCAGUUAUCAGAUAUGUCUGAAAACGAGGAUGUGCUACUGGAGUUCUUUGUGAGUCUGCCACAGCUCAAGCAGGUCACAAAUGAUAAAGAAGAGCUGGUCACCAGCAUAGUGGACAUGGCUAAGAAAAACCUUCAGAUGGAGCCACAGUUGGAAGGAAAAAGACAAGAAAUGCUCUACAAGUAUGAACAACUGACUCAGAUGAAGUCGGCCUUUGAGACAAAGAUGCAGAGACAGCAUGACCUCAGUGAGAGUUGCAGUCUUAGCACUUUACAGGCUCGAUUAAAGGUUGCAGCCCACCAGGCCGAGGAGGAGUCGGAGGAGACGGCUGAAAACUUCCUGGAGGGACGCACCGAUAUAGACGAAUUCCUGACCAGCUUCAUGGAGAAGAGAACGCUUUGCCACAGCAGAAGGGCCAAAGAGGAGAAGUUGCAACAGUCCAUCAACACACAUGGACAGUUUCCAUCCAGCCACUAGAACAUAAGGUUUGGGGUUUUCUUGGCCAACUGCUGCCAACUAAAAGGAUAAAGACAUUAGAGAGGACGAAAAGCACACUGAGUCAACAAUGGGCACUUGGGAGAAAUAGGAAGAUGGUGAUGGCAAUGGUGGGCUAAAAAAAAAAAAAAGCCCGUUGUGCUCAGAUUUUGGCCAAAAAAACAGGUGAGGUUGGAUCACGUGAGAAGCUACUAUGUCACCACAAGAGGCCAAAACUGGAAGAAUGACUGACACAUGCCUAGCUGUUCAACCACAUUACUAAGGAUCGAUCACAUUGUGGAUAAUUGUAAUUGCACAUUCUAUUUGUCCAGUUUUGACUCGACAGUGAUGAAGAGUUUCGCUUCUGUCCAGGAUUUAUGUCACGUUAAAUGCACCUGAUCAGAGUGGUUGGUGAUGUGAACACAUAUGACAGAAAGUAAAAAUUGCUUAGGACAGUAUUCCCAGUCUUACAUUUUUCCAUGCAGUGAUCAAAUACAUGUCACUAUAAAUUAACCGUUUAAAUGCUAAUGUUGGUGUCUGUAUUUUGAGUCUCUCAGAUCAUCGUCCAAUCCUUGCUUUAUUAGCCCAGUUACGCCCUAUUCCUACUGGACAGACAUGAGGAGCAGCUUUUGCACGUUAAAUCUCCUGUUUACUUUGGAAAGGUUGUUCUAGACAUUUCCAUAAAUCUCAUCACUGGGGUGCCAUUGGCAAACUGUCCAGGGCAGUCUUGUUUGUAAUUUAACAAAACAAGUUAUGGAUUUACUGACUGGAAAAAAAAAGAAAGCAAGGACUGGGCAGUGUUUUCAACUUCGGCAGUUCAAAUUUAAAGCGUGCAUUUUAACUGCGGAGAGUGGUUGAUUCUUUCAUACGUUGUUGCAUUUCCCCCCUCGAGCAGUGUCUUGAAAGCAUCCUAAAUAUCAGUGUGUUUGCAAAAACAUGAAUAAUUCGAUUAAAAACAUGUUACGGUAAAACUCUGAUUACACUACAUUGAUGUAUCUCCUGUACGUUUUUACAGAUUUGGUUCAGAGUCAACAUGAACCAAAUAACAGACCAGCAGUCUGAGUUACUGUUAGUGGUUGUGGUUCGUUUUAUUAGCACAGAAACCAGUGACCACAAAUUAUUUAAGACAGUGACCAGUUUAACGAACAAAUUAUAUAAAAUCAGCUGUAGGGGAAAUCGGAGUACUGUAAACCGUGUAAACAGUUUAAUCAAACCAUUACCUUAAUUCCAUGCUUUUUACAAUAAUCAAAUUAUUUGUGUGUAUGGAAACACACUGAGGAACAUUUUUCGCUGGUAAGCGCCAGUAUGAUAACCCAACUAUUUGAUGACACCUUUUGAACUUGAAAUGUUUGAUGAAGAGCCUCAGAAGUUUUGGGAUAACGUUGGGGAAUAUUAGGUGAAAUGCUGCAGUGAAAAGUGAUGACAUUGGAUACUGUAUUUAAAUAAUGUUAAUAAUAGGCUAUAUUGUAAUCAAAGACUCAGACACCUUGUAUUAUAUGUUCUUAUUUAAUUUGUUAGAGUAAUAAAGCAUUUAGAAUAAAUUUGGGUUGUUUUA
Xiphias gladius (swordfish) is the source of this 2764-nucleotide messenger RNA. RefSeq names its product VPS37A subunit of ESCRT-I (gene vps37a). The record is from RefSeq and is a predicted model, not a curated record. NCBI's taxonomy places the organism in Eukaryota, Metazoa, Chordata, Actinopteri, Istiophoriformes, Xiphiidae. Gene Ontology annotation, biological process: ubiquitin-dependent protein catabolic process via the multivesicular body sorting pathway; protein targeting to vacuole; protein targeting to membrane. Gene Ontology annotation, cellular component: ESCRT I complex. The transcript is spliced from 12 exons. The coding region runs from base 19 to 1212 and encodes 397 amino acids.